Molecule: messenger RNA, 696 nt
Organism: Procambarus clarkii (red swamp crayfish)
Lineage: Eukaryota; Metazoa; Arthropoda; Malacostraca; Decapoda; Cambaridae
Source: RefSeq, a predicted model, not a curated record
AUGGACCCGUUCUGGACGGAUCGAAACUUCGUCAUCUCAUCUUCUAGUUUGGUUAAAAUUAAACAAUUCCUGGACUUACGGGAACAUUGCUUUCAUAUCAACUUGGAGAUGACAACUAAAGUAAUGAUUCGUACUGGUGAUAAGCCCCACAAGUGUCCCGAGUGCCGAGCAAAAUUCAAGGACCUUAGCACUUUGACAUGGCACAUGUUUGUACAUUCUAAUGAUAAUCCAAACAAGUGUCCCAAGUGCGAGAAGAAAUUCAAGGACUCUACAGGUUUGAGAUUGCACGUGGUAGUACAUUCAGAUGAUAGGCCUCACGAGUGUCCUGAGUGUGAGAGAAAAUUUAAACACGUUUCAACUUUGAGACAUCACCUGUUAGUACAUUCAGAAGAUAAGCCUCACGAGUGUCCUGAGUGUGAGAAGAGGUUCAAGGACCCUAGAAUUUUGAAAUAUCACCUGUUAAUACAUUCAGAUGAUAGGCCUCACGAGUGUCCUGAGUGUGAGAAAAGGUUCAAGGACCCUAGAAAUUUGACAAAUCACGUGAAAAAUCAACAUUCAGAUUAUAGGCCUUACGAGUGUCCGAAAAAAUUCUGUUACUCUGUGAGUUCGAAACAACAUCUUCCAAAACAUUCCAAUGAUAAUCCUCACGAGUGUCCUGAGUGUAUGAAAAGAUUCAAGUACCCUAAAAAUUUGUAA